AGACAGAAAAUAAGCCACAAAAGGUAACAGAAGACCAGAACCUUAGCCUUACUCAAACUAACUUGGAACUGGGGGUUUUGCACUGUUUGCUUUUAGCAGGAAUGUCAAACUCAGUUCCUGGAGGGCCACAGUCCUGCAUAGUGUGGUUCCAUCCCUGCUCCAACACCUUACCUGUAGGUACCUGUAGAUUUCAAACAAGGCCAAAGGACUUAAUUAGUCUGAUCAGGUGUGUUUAAUUAGGGUUGAAACAAAAUUUUUGCAGAGCAGAAACUGAGUUUGACCCCUGUGACUUAUAGGAAACAAGUAAUAGGAACUAGCCGUUAUGGCAGUCUUAGAAGAACAAAACUUUCCUGCUGGCAUUUAAUAACUUUCCUGCUGCCAAUAAGAAGUGAUGUAAGCCAGUCAACAGUAACAUUUAAGCAAAGCAUUCAAAAGCAACUGGACCAACAAGAUGAACUUACUCAAUGUUGUAACACUUUAAAAGACUGUGCCAGUGUUUGGUUUUUGCAAGUGAUCAACCAAUCACUUACAUUACUGGCAGUUCCUAUUGAUCUGGGUACUUUAAAGUAUGAGCUAAUUUAGUUGUUUUAAGAGCAAUUCACACAAAGUGCAUUUUUCCAUUCCAAUAUCAUACUUUUCCAUUUAUUUUCUAUGUGAACACACACUUAAAAGAAGUGGAUCAUAGUUACGCUUGUGUUUUGCAACCUUUUUAGAGGCUUGGACAUAAGUCGUUGUGCCAAGUUAAAAGAUAAGGUGUAAUCGACUUGAACCAUGGCUGCAGCCAGUGAUCAACGAGAUCCAAUUGUGUAAUAUCGGAGUUGUCACCUCAGCAGGCCAAGACCUCGAGGCUUCCGAUAUGGCGCCAGCACCUGUUCCUUUAAGGUGCUCGUGUUAGAACUGGAGAAGUCAAGAGGAAUUCACUGCUUUGCUGAACUCUUCCUUAUCCCCUUUACAAACUGCUUUGGAUGGCAUACCGCCACUAUUUCGGAGAUGGAGACGGCGCUUACGGAUCAAAGCGGCAGGAUUACCAAGUUGGAGAACAAAGUUUCUUCGUUAAAAGCCGAAUUAACUGCGGCGUCGGAUUUAAAUGCUACGUUGGGGCCUGCAGUUGAUGAUUUGAUCUCUCGAUCGAAGCGACAGAAUCUACAAGUGGUUGGCUUUCCAGAGGGGAUUGAAGUUAAAAAUCCAAGAGAAUUCAUGAUGGAGAUUUUCUUUAACACCAUGAAAAACAUCCUGUCAACCCCGCCUCAAAUUGAUUGCGCUAAUCUUUUGCUUUUUUCUUUUGUUCUGUUAGUUCCAGGGUUGUUAUUUGUUUGGAGGAGAACAUUUAGGCACAUAAUUGUACUUUGUUUUUUGUCUCUUUUCUUUUUUUUUACUGAGGUCUUUUUGCCUGAUUGAUUAAUCAUUUUUGCACCAUAGGAAUGGCUGUUUUUAACACAGGACUAAGUGGCAGAGGUUCUUUGGUUUAUUUUAUUAGCUGGAAUGUUCAAGGUUUAGGAGUACUAAUCAAACGUUCGAGAGUGUUUUCUCAUCUUAAAAAUUUUAAUUUUGAUAUAAAUUUUUUUACGAGAAACACAUCUGUGUGUUAAGGAACACAUCAGAAUAAGAAAACCAUGGAUAGGUCAUGCGUUUCACUCUAACUUUAACCGUAGAGCCAGGGGUACAGCUACUUUUUUGCAUAAUUGUGUUAAUUUUUCUCCAUCACAGAUAAUUUCCGACCCCGAGGGUCAUUUUGUUAUUGUUGUUGGUAGUCUCUUUUAUAUGUCAGUGGUGUUGGUAAACAUUUAUGCUCCAAACUGGGAUAAUCCGGCUUUUUUCACUUCUCUUUUUUCAUCUAUCCCGAACUUGAAUUCCCAUUACCUUAUACCGGGAGGCGAUUUCAAUUGUGUUAUGGACACAAGGCUUGAAUGGUCAAAUCCUAAAACUUUAGAGCAAACUGCGAUGGCUAAGGCAGUGUCUUCUUUCAUAGAUCAGGUUGGAUGUGUUGACCCAUGGCGCUUUCUCAACUCAUCAAGAAAAGAUUUUUCCUUUUUUUCCAGUGAUAAAGCUCUCUUACCUUUAGUUAGUACUUCUGAAUAUUCUGCUGUUGUCAUCUCUGAUCAUACUCCACAUUCACUUAACCUAAAUAUCUUAUUGUAGAGGCCGAGCCAAUCAGUGGAGGUUUGAUUCAGGAUUAUUAUCAGACAAACAAUUUUCUGAGCAUAUAAGUAAUAAUUGUAACAGACUUAAGUAAAGGUGUUAUCUUGCAUUUCUUCAUGUUUAAAGAUCAUUUAAUUUCUAUUAUUUGUGGGGGACUUUUAUUUUGAAAGGAAAUCCGUUUUUUCAGAGCAGAAAAUAAAUGAGAGAGCAAAAGGUAAAGCGGACGUUUCAUAACAGUUUAACUAGAGCUCGUACUGAAAAGGACUGUUUACAAGUUUAAUCAGCAACCCCCCGAAAAGGCAUAAGCUCUUACGGUGAUUUCAAGAGUAAAGGAACUUAAAUAAAGCAACUUGAAACAUCAGUAAAGUUUUGGCCAUCAUUCGGAUGGGGUCUGCUACAGUAAGAGCUUCACCUUCGCUGAUUAAGAUCCUCGCGGCAGGCGCAGGCGGACGGAUAUAACGCGACGACGGAAAGGGCAUUGCAGUGAGUUAUAAUCAGCAUAGAGCGUGAUGGUCUACGGAGCUGAGAUGUAAAAGGGUACGAGUUCAAUAUGGAAAUGGAUGAAGAUGACCAAGAAUCUGAGAGGCCGCUCCAAAUGGAAAAUGAAGGUAAUAUGGAAACAGAUAUAAAAGGAGCAAUUGAACAAAAAGACAAAAAUACAUCAGAAGAACAGUGUCAUGUACAAGAGAGCACAGAACUCCCUCGACGUUCAGAACGUCCUCAUAUACCAACAGAGAAAAUGCUUGCUUAUCAAAAAGAGGAAUGUAGAAAGAAAGAAAAAAAAUUAACUACAUUGUAUGAACAAUGGAAGUUAGAUGCUCGUAAAGCAAGGCAGGAUUUAAAAGCUGACAUAUCUGACAAGCAGCUUGCAGAUAUCGCUGAUUCACUUGAGGAUAAAAGGAAUGGUAUCAUGAAAAUCUUCAUCGAUAUAAGGGAAUUUAUUACUCCUGCUGCUGACUUAAGACGUAAAAUUGAUGCAUGUGAUGCUGUAACCAAUGACAUUGUCAAAAUAGUGUUAGAAAAAAUAUCAAAUGUAGAUGAGUAUGAUGCAGAAAGAGAAAGGGGGCGUCUAAGUGAACUUUUAGCACACAGUUACGCUCGCUCUAUAUUUGGUUCCAGUGCUUCACUAAUGAGUGUCAACAGCCAUUCUGGAUCCUCUCGUACAGCAAGAAAACGAGCAGACGCUGCAGCAGAGCUGGCUGCAAAGGAGGCUGAAUACAAGAUGAUGCAAGCAGAAAGGCAACAAAAGGAAAAAUUAAGAAAUAUAGAAGAGCAAUUCAAAAAAGAUUUAGAAACUCAAAGGUUUGAACUGGAAUGUUUGCAAGUAGAAAAGGAUAUAGAGGUUGCUCGUGCCAGAGUAAAAUCCUAUGAUGAAGAAAUAAAGGAGGAAACAAGAAAUCAGUCAAUAAAAAGUGAAAAGCAGGGGCCGAGAAAUGAAAGGCAGCUUCAGGAAUCUUAUGUUCUUCAGUCAGCAUCGCUCAGUGAAGUGUCUCACCUUGCUCAAGCAGUUCAGGACAGCAUAGCCAUAAACAGGUUACCCCUACCUGAGCCUACAGUGUUCAACGGAGACCCAAUACAGUUUGUGGAAUGGAAGUCAUCAUUUAUGUCAUUAAUAGGUAAAAAGGGCAUUUCAGCAGCUGACAAGCUUUAUUAUUUGAAAAAGUAUGUGAGUGGCUCAGCGCAUAGGUAUCUUGAGGGCACCUUUUAUCGAAAUGAUGAAGAAGCGUACAAAGACGCUUGGGACAAGCUUAAUAAAAGGUACGGCCAGCCCUUUGUUAUACAAAGAGCGUUUAGAGAAAAGCUGUCUAAGUGGCCUAAAAUACAGUCCAAAGACGCAGAAGGUUUGAGAACAUUUUCAGACUUUUUAAAUGCAUGUUUGCAAGCCAUACCACAUAUAAAAGGUCUGGAAAUAUUAAAUGACUGUGAAGAAAACCAGAAGCUGGUGCAAAAACUACCUGACUGGAUAGCUUCCAGAUCGAACCGUCAGGUCACAAAAACCCUCAUGGAUGACAAAGAGUUUCCAAGUUUCCAUGACUUUGUCAAUUUCAUGACAACAGAAGCAGAAAUUAUGUGUAAUCCCAUCACUUCUUUACAUGCUCUUCAUUCAUGUGAGUCACCAUAUGAGAGAAGAAUGUCAAAGGAAACUAAAAGAAGUAAAGCAAUUGUUUUUAAGACACAAACAAGUGUAAACAAUGACACACAAUCAACAGUCAAAGGAAAGUUUACAAUGACUAAAACACAGUGUAUGUUGUGUCAGGAUGACAGUCAUCAACUUCAUAAGUGUCUGAAAUUCAUGGAGAAGUCUCUGAAAGACAGAAGAGCCUAUGUGAAAGAUAACAAACUCUGCUACGGGUGUUUAAAAUCGUCCCACCAUGCUAAGGAGUGUCGUCGUCGACACACAUGUGAUGUAUGCAAGUUACGACAUCCCACAUGUCUUCACGAUUACAAUUAUGACAAGGACGGAAUCAGAGAAUGACCAUUGCCCAUGGUAAGCAAUGUGCAUGCAACUGAAAGUGAAACUACUAAUGCCAUGUCACUUAAUAUCACAAGAGAAAGUCAGUCAGUCAUUACAUCGAUGAUCGUACCAGUAUGGGUGUCUUCAGUUAAAAAUCCAUCCAACGAACAGCUUGUGUAUGCAUUGCUAGAUACACAGAGUGACACUACAUUUAUUGAUAAAGACAUUAGUAAUACACUGCAAGUAGAGAGUCACCCAGUGAAACUCAAACUAACCACCAUGAUGGGAGACAAUGAGAUUAUUAGAAGCAAUCGAGUAACGGAUCUUCAAGUGAGAGGGUACAGUUCCUCAGUACAUAUCAGUCUUCCUCCUGUAUACACAAAGGAGUGUAUUCCAGCUAAUUAUGAUCACAUACCAACACAGAAAACGGCAAUGAACUGGAGUCACUUGAAAGGAAUUGCUGACGAAAUGGCACCUCUACUCAAUUGUGAAGUAGGCUUACUACUUGGCUAUAACUGCCCUAGAGAACUAGCUCCAAGACAAGUCAUACUAGGUAAAAAUGAGGAACCAUAUGCCAUUUUAACAGAUUUAGGGUGGAGUAUUGUGGGCUGCUCCAUACCAAGUAUCAAUGAAUCAACAAGGUUCAGUCUUUGUCAAAGGAUAGCUACAAAGGAGAUACCAGCUAUGACACCUGGGGAUGCAGUCCGUAUACUUGAAUCAGACUUUAAGGACAUCACAGUAGAUGACAAGACAGUCUCUCAAGAGGACAUCAUGUUCCUAGACAAACUUAAAGUAGGAAUAAAGAAAAAUUAUCUAGGACAUUAUGAAAUGCCUCUUCCAUUUAAGCAACGACCAUCCUUGCCGGACAACAGAGAACUUGCAUCGAUCAGACUCCAACAUCUGAACAAGAAGUUUUCCAAAAAUGAGAAAUACAAAACAGACUACUUCACUUACAUGAAUGACAUUAUUGACAGAGGUGAUGCAGAAGUGGUAAAUGAAGAUGAGGGAACCAGUGGUGAAAAAUGGUACAUACCUCACCAUGGGAUCUACCACCCAAAAAAGCCAGAUAAGCUACGGGUUGUAUUCGAUUGCUCUGCAAAAUUCAAAGGUACAAGUCUCAAUGAACAUUUACUAUCAGGACCAGACAUGAUAAACAACCUCACGGGAGUCCUUGUAAGGUUCAGAAGGCAUCCUAUUGCAGUGAUAUGUGACAUUGAAAAAAUGUUUCACCAAUUUCACGUUCAGGAAAAGGAUCGUGAUUAUCUGCGCUUCUUAUGGUGGAAAGAUGGAGACACAAAUUCAGUUCUUCAAGAUUACAGAAUGAAAGUGCAUCUAUUUGGUGCAGUCUCUUCGCCCGGUUGUGCAAACUAUGGGCUAAGAUAUUUAGCCAAUGAGUACAGCCAAUCACACGCAUUAGGCGCUCAGUUCAUCACAAGGGAUUUUUAUGUUGAUGAUGGAGUUACAAGUGCAGAAACAGUAGAAAAGGCUAUACAGUUGACAAAGGAAGCACGGGAGCUGUGUGCAAAGGGUGGUCUUCGACUUCACAAGUUCGUAUCAAAUGACAACACAGUUUUGCAAAGCAUACCAGAAUCAGAACGUGCUGUAAACUUUGAAACGAAAGAUCUCACCUUCAAUGAAAUGCCACUCGAAAGAGCUCUGGGAAUUCACUGGAACAUACAGAGUGAUGGUUUCAAAUUCCAUGUUCCAUUAAAGGGUCAGCCUACAACACGUCGUGGCAUAUUAUCCACUGUUGCCUCCAUAUUUGAUCCUUUGGGAUUUGUAGCUCCAUUUGUUCUCAAUGGCAAGAGAAUCCUACAGGAAAUGUGUCGCCAAGGAACUGGCUGGGAUGAUACACUUUACCCUGCACUCAAGCCACGGUGGGAGAGAUGGCAAAAUGACCUUGUCAAUCUAGAAAAUGUGAACAUACCACGAUGUUAUGUACCUGCUGAUUUCGGAAAAGUAGUGAAAACAGAAAUGCAUCAUUUCUCAGAUGCGAGUACCUGUGGUUACGGUCAAUGUUCUUAUCUAAGGAUGAUAAAUGAGGAUGAUGAAAUUCAUUGCUCUUUUCUUAUUGGCAAAGCCCGGGUUUCUCCUUUAAAGAUUAUCACAAUACCCAGGUUAGAGCUAACUGCAGCUGUAGUAUCAGUUAGUAUGAGCAAUAUACUCAGUGAAGAGCUUAACCUCAUUGAUGUCGACAAAUUCUUUUGGACUGACUCAAAGGUAGUUUUGGGUUACAUUAAUAACGAUGCCCGUCGUUUCCACACAUUUGUAGCCAAUAGAGUCCAAAAAAUACGUCAAAGUACAACACCCAAUCAAUGGCUGUAUGUCCCAACAUAUGAAAACCCAGCAGACAACGCUUCAAGAGGGAGAAGAAUCAAUGAGCUGCUUUCAUCUAAUUGGUUCUCUGGGCCCUCAUUUUUGUGGGAAAAGGAAAUAACAACCACAAAUGUUGUGCCAGACCUCCCAGUCGGAGAUCCAGAGGUAAAGAAAAUUCAGACAUUACACACAAAGACCAUGGAAAAUAAAGAUUUUGUAGACCGAUUGUCCAAGUUCUCAUCUUGGUCUAAGACUAUCAAAGCUGUUGCACGCCUUCUGAGAUGGAUUAAGAAAGAUAAAACCAAUUCACCAGCAUCCGUAAGUGAACAAGAAGACGCUAAAUGCUUGAUUCUAAAAGGAGUACAAAGGCAAGUGUUGAGUCAAGGAAAAAGACUUCCAAGUCACAGUAAACUUCAUCAUCUGGAUGCCUUUAUAGACAAAGAUGGUAUAAUCAAGGUGGGAGGCAGAUUAGAUCACUCAUCAUAUACUCACGCAUUCAAGCAUCCAUGGAUCCUGCCAAAGGAACACCAUGUUACAAAGUUGAUUAUUGCACACUGCCAUGAAUGUGUAAAGCAUCAAGGCAAGGGUUUCACAAUCAAUAAUAUCAGAUCAUGCGGCUAUUGGAUACCUGGAAUAAGCAGAGUGGUCACAUCUUACAUUCUCAACUGUGUGACUUGUAGAAGGAUGAGAAGAUCUGCUGAAGGCCAGAGGAUGAGUGAUCUCCCCUCAGAACGUGUAGAGCCUUCGCCGCCUUUUAUGUAUUGUGGCAUGGACUGCUUUGGUCCAUUCAUGACUAAAGAAGGGAGAAAAAAUCACAAGAGGUACGGUCUGCUUCUAACAUGCUUGUGUUCAAGAGCUAUUCAUAUUGAAAUGUUAGAAGACAUGUCGACGGAUGCAUUUAUUAACAGUCUGAGAUGCUUUAUUGCAAUUCGAGGCACAGUAAGGCAAAUAAAAUGUGACCAAGGUACCAAUUUCAUAGGCGCAAAGAAUGAAUUGAAUUCAGCAUUGCAAGAACUUGAUCCAGAACGCCUCACAACUUUUCUUGCAAACAAACAAUGUGACUUUGUUUUGAAUGCUCCUCAUUCCAGUCAUGCAGGGGGUGUAUGGGAGCGUCAAAUCAAAACUGUCCGGAGCGUUCUUAAUGCUACCAUCACCCUUUCAGCAGGCAGGCUUAAUGAUGCCUCAUUGCGCACUGUAUUUUACGAAGCCAUGGCAGUAGUCAAUAGUCGCCCUCUUACGAUUGACAAUCUGAAUGACCCCAAGAGCUUAGAACCACUCACACCCAAUCAUCUGAUAACCAUGAAGCCCACCACAGCAUUGCCUCCACCAGGAAAGUUCAUUAGAGAGGAUAUGUAUACAAAAAAGAGAUGGAGACGUGUACAGUACCUUUGCUGAACAGUUUUGGAGCAGAUGGAAAAAGGAGUAUCUACACAAUAUCAUUGCAAGGCAACGCUGGCAUGCUCCAAAAAGGAACCUUCAAAUUGGUGAUGUGGUCAUGGAUAUAGAAGAAACAUUGCCUAGGAGUGAAUGGAGACUAGGAAGGAUUAUAGAGACUGUUCUGAGCCCGGAUGGACUUGUAAGAAAAGCCAAAGUAGCACUUGGCGACAAGAGAUUAAACAAGAAAGGAAAAGAAUGCAUAAAAUCUCAAUAGUAGAUAGACCCGCUCAAAAGUUGGUCUUGUUGUUGGAAGCAGAGUGAAUGCAUUUACAAUGGGACUUUAUUGCACUUUAUACACUUCCAAAGAGGGUUAUAAUUGGAAAUUAGUUAUGUUUGUGGAACAUUGAUAAUUUGGUGGGAGUGUAACAGACUUAAGUAAAGGUGUUAUCUUGCAUUUCUUCAUGUUUAAAGAUCAUUUCAUUUCUAUUAUUUGUGGGGGACUUUUAUUUUGAAAGGAAAUCCGUUUUUCAGAGCAGAAAAUAAAUGAGAGAGCAGAAGGUAAAGCGGACGUUUCAUAACAGUUUAACUAGAGCUCGUACUGAAAAGGACUGUUUACAAGUUUAAUCAGCUGCCCCCCGAAAAGGCAUAAGGUUUGUUUCAUCAUAUAUUGUUAGUGAGAAAUACAUAUUUUGUGAAGAUAUCUAAGAAUGCUGAUGUAUGGUUUUGUAUUGGU
This is a messenger RNA of Danio rerio (zebrafish), 9020 nucleotides long. The record is from RefSeq and is a predicted model, not a curated record. Lineage: Eukaryota; Metazoa; Chordata; Actinopteri; Cypriniformes; Danionidae.